Molecule: messenger RNA, 2055 nt
Organism: Amorphotheca resinae ATCC 22711
Lineage: Eukaryota; Fungi; Ascomycota; Leotiomycetes; Helotiales; Amorphothecaceae
Exons: 5
Coding region: 1-2055 (684 amino acids)
Biological process (GO): protein modification process
Cellular component (GO): cytoplasm
Molecular function (GO): biotin--[biotin carboxyl-carrier protein] ligase activity
Source: RefSeq, a predicted model, not a curated record
AUGGCGUCGUCAAGGAAGAUGAACGUUCUUGUGUAUUCGGGCAAUGGAAGCACAGUGGAGUCCGUUCGUCAUUGUCUAUAUACUUUGAGGCGUCUGCUCUCACCAAAUUACGCCGUUAUUCCCGUGACUGAGACGACCAUUCUCAAAGAACCAUGGACAGCUUCCUGUGCGCUCCUAGUUUUUCCCGGAGGGGCCGAUAUGGGAUAUUGCCGGUCUCUCAACGGUGAAGGAAAUCGACGGAUUGACCAAUACGUCCGCCGAGGUGGUGCUUACCUUGGAUUUUGCGCUGGGGGCUAUUAUGGAAGCGCAAAGUGCGAAUUCGAGGUCGGGAACAGGCUGCUAGAGGUCGUCGGGCGCCGAGAACUAGCGUUCUUCCCCGGAAUCUGUCGCGGCUGUGCCUUCAAAGGCUUUGUGUAUCACAGUGAGGCUGGAGCCAAAGCAGCUGAGCUGAAAGUGAAUAGCGAGGUGUUCAACAAGGUUGUUGUACCCGAGACAUUCCGGUCGUAUUAUAAUGGCGGUGGUGUCUUCGUUGAUGCUGGGAAGUUUGCCGAUAAAGGAGUCGAGAUCCUGGCAUCUUAUACGGAUCCUCUGGACGUUGAAGGAGGAGACCGACCAGCAGCCGUCGUCUAUUGUAAAGUAGGUCAAGGCGGAGUGCUGUUGACAGGGACUCACCCAGAGUUUGCCGCAGCCAAUCUUGAUCGCAAUUGUGUUGGGCCUGAAUAUCCAAAGCUAGUCGAUGACUUGGCUGAGGAUGACGAGGAUAGGACAAAUUUUCUAAAGGCAUGUCUGUCCAAAUUAGGGCUGAUAGUGAGCCAAGAGACAAGCCCGGUACCAUCCCUCUCUCGUCUACAUCUUUCUUCUCUGCAUCACUAUUUGGUGCCUGAACUACUGUCAUCGUGGGAAGAAAUCAUCACAAAGGAAGAUGGCGAAGAAUACAUCAAAGGGGAGAAUGAUACAUUCCACCUUGAAAAGCCAGAUUCUAGAUGGUCUCUGAACUCUCUUGCGAAGAAUCUUCCAAUUCCUGGUGUUUCUGGGGGAAAUGAAGAGCAGACGACUGACCAAGUGGGUGGCGAUGAUUCAAAUGAUAGAAUUCUCGACUAUAGCAAGGUCACCAAGAGUCUUAUCCCACAUGACGCAGGGUGGCCGGGAACGAGAGAAACACCGUCCUUCAAUCAUAAUAUCUUCUAUGCGAAUCUACGAUCUUACCAAGAAGAGAGGUCAAGCGAGGCAGAGGAAUUUGGCAAGUUUCUCCUCUAUGGAGAAGUUGUCACGAGCACGAGCACGAUGCUAGAAAAAAACUCAACGCUUCUCGCUCAUGUCCCCAAUGGUUUCACAUUUACCGCGACUACCCAAGUUGCUGGCCGAGGCCGAGGCUCGAACGUCUGGGUCUCCCCAGCUGGAUCAUUGCUAUGGUCGAUGUGCAUGAAACAUUCUGCAGUACUCAGCAAUACUGCCCCAGUUGUCUUCAUCCAAUACCUGGCUGCGAUUGCCAUUGUUGAGGGUAUCCAUUCAUAUGAUCACGGGUACCAGAAUGUGCCUGUGAAAUUGAAAUGGCCAAAUGAUAUCUAUGCACUGGAUCCUUCCAAACCCGGGAAAAAAGAAUAUGUCAAGAUUGGCGGCAUCCUCGUCAAUUCAUCCUAUGCGUCUGGAAAUUACGAGUUAGUUGUCGGGAUCGGCCUGAACACGGCUAACGCUGCGCCAACAACAUCUCUAAAUUCGCUCCUACCUCCUAACCUUGAACCUUUCUCCCUCGAGAAGCUCCUAGCUCGAAUCCUCACAAAGUUCGAAACCAUCUAUAAAAGCUUCUGCCGAACCGGUUUCGAUAAGAAGCUUGAGGACCUCUAUUAUAGUCAUUGGCUUCACACGGACCAGAUUGUCACUCUAGAGCAAGAGGGCGGAGCAAGGGCGAGAAUCAAAGGGAUCACAUCAAAUUGGGGACUCUUACGAGCAGAAGAGCUAGGCUGGGAAGAUAGGCCAACUGGGAAGGUGUGGGAGUUGCAAAGCGAUAGUAAUAGCUUUGACUUCUUCAAGGGGCUGCUGAAGAGAAAGGUCUAG